AUGACAGAUAACGGCGAGAGUUCCUCGCUGAACCCAGCGCGGGCAGUGCCAAUUUCAGCGUCUUUUCGAUCAUCGUCCCCUGCACAGGAUGGAACUAUUAGACAGGCCUCCAUGGCUCGGCUGGCUUCCCCUGUUCCCUCUCCAUCUUUUGGGACGUCCUUGUCGUCUCGACAAGGUGUCCCAGCUGGUCGACCGAUCAGUACCACAACCUCGAAUUUCAAUUCCGAACACAAUUUCCGGGCUGUCAAUGACCUUUCCUCGCUACCAGGGCCAGGUCAUUCUAUGCUUGCGUCUCAACUGCAGGAAAGUCUUGGUCGCUCGCCCCCUAAUUUUGGAACCCCCUCUCGAGUAGCUGGAUCGCCCGUGGUCCAAUCAGCUCUCGAAAACCGCGCUGUGACUUCGCAAUAUGGAUCUUUUGACACGAGAAAUGGUAUCGACUCUCCAGCUCCCAAUGAGGAUCCAGAGGUGGUGAAAAGGCACCUGGUUAUGCCGUCGCAGGUCUCCGAGCAUCGUGAUACCGGGUCGGAGCUUGGAACUAGCAUGGGCGAAGACCAUUUCUCAAGUCUGCAGCUGCAGGGAGGCGACAUGACUCGAGAGGUCUACCGAUGGGCAGAAGAUGCCGAGUCUGAUAACCGGUUCGCACGCAGCAAGAGCUUCAGCGUCAGUCGGCCGGCUCCAUCAGCAGAAACCGAAGACAUUCACACAAUUCUUGUGCCAGGAGGGUUCCGACGAGACUAUUUGCGAAGAACUGCGGGGAGCCCGCACCGCGGAAGUGUGCAGGGGUCUAAUUCUGGCGCACCCCCUCAGCACCAGCUCCCCACUUCCAAUUUCUUGGAAUUCCUGACACUGUAUGGUCAUUUCGCUGGAGAAGAGCUGGAGGAAGAUGACGAGGUCCUGGGUCCAGAUGAGUACUUUUCGUCUGGUACUUGGGACGAACCGGAGGACGGUAGAGAGUCUGGAGAAGAUGCGGCCCUGCUUCAAGGUGACUAUGCUGGCCGCAGGAAACGAAAGCACAAGGCGCGCGCACCUGCAGGUACCACAACUGUUACUGGCGCCGUCAUGUUGCUGCUCAAGUCCUUUGUGGGUACAGGAAUUCUCUUCUUGCCCCGCGCUUUCCUGAAUGGAGGCUUGCUAUUCAGUAGCAUGGUGCUUCUCGGAGUCUCACUGCUCAGUUACUAUGCCUUUAUCCUGCUGGUGAAUACGCGCAUGAAGGUCGAUGGAUCUUUUGGUGAUAUCGGAGGCAUUCUGUACGGAAAGCACAUGAGACGCAUUAUCCUCGGGUCCAUUGUUCUCAGCCAAUUGGGAUUCGUAGCGGCAUACAUUGUGUUUGUGUCGCAGAACUUGCAAGCGUUUGUGCUCGCUGUGAGUAACUGCGCGUCCUUCGUUGAUCUCAAGUACUUGGUGCUCUUGCAAUUGGUCAUUUUCUUGCCCCUCUCCCUGAUCCGCGACAUCAGCAAGCUUGGGUUCACUGCGCUUAUUGCGGACGCGUUUAUUCUGCUGGGCUUACUGUACAUUUACUAUUAUGACGCCAGCACCCUGAUUGGCAAUGGUGGUAUCUCGGAUGUUGUCGCGUUCAACCCUGCAACCUGGUCUAUGUUCAUUGGAACUGCCAUCUUCACAUAUGAAGGUAUCGGUCUCAUCAUUCCCAUUCAGGAGUCGAUGAGGGAGCCCCACCGAUUCGCCGGAGUUCUGGCUGGUGUCAUGGUUGUCAUCACUUUGAUCUUCCUUUCUGCAGGAGCUCUCAGCUAUGCUGCUUACGGAUCGGCAACCAAGACUGUCAUCCUGCUCAACUUGCCUCAGGAUGACAAGUUUGUCAAUGUGGUUCAGCUGCUUUACUCGCUCGCUAUCUUGCUGAGUACCCCUCUGCAGCUCUUCCCUGCCAUUCGUAUCAUGGAGAAUGAACUCUUCACGCGCAGUGGCAAAUACAACCCGUACAUCAAGUGGAAGAAGAACGCCUUCCGUUUCUUCUUGGUCAUUGUAUGUGCCAUUAUAGGUUGGGCUGGAGCCGAUGAUCUUGACAAGUUUGUUUCGCUGGUCGGAAGUUUUGCCUGUGUCCCAUUGAUCUACGUCUACCCGCCCCUCCUUCACCUUCGUGCCUGCGCCCGUACUCGGCGUCAAGUAUUUGCCGAUAUCGCUCUCACUGUCUUAGGUGUUAUUGGCUGCAUCUACACAACGACGUUGACCAUCCAAAACUGGAUUGCCGGCGGUGAUGUUCCAAGCCCAGGCUACUGUGAUUCUAAGUGA
Penicillium pulvis is the source of this 2244-nucleotide messenger RNA. Its product is annotated as putative amino acid transporter. The record is from RefSeq and is a predicted model, not a curated record. The transcript is spliced from 2 exons. Gene Ontology annotation, molecular function: amino acid transmembrane transporter activity. Lineage: Eukaryota; Fungi; Ascomycota; Eurotiomycetes; Eurotiales; Aspergillaceae. Bases 1 to 2244 code for a protein of 747 amino acids. Gene Ontology annotation, biological process: amino acid transmembrane transport.